Molecule: messenger RNA, 467 nt
Organism: Nematocida parisii ERTm1
Lineage: Eukaryota; Fungi; Microsporidia
Exons: 1
Coding region: 9-377 (122 amino acids)
Source: RefSeq, a predicted model, not a curated record
CUUCACUAAUGCUUGUUUGCCUUUCUGAUUAUACUUCAGUGUAUUCAUUUGUCUCAACGCUGGGGAAUCUUGAAUCUGUGCUUUUGGUUGAUUUAGAGUGCGAAUGUGACUUUGAUCAGCUUAAGGUAGACACACUGUAUACGUUAGAAUUUCUAGCGGACUUUCCUAAAGACAAAAGUAUUUUAGUGCUUAACAGAAUUGACUCCUUUAUUAGUUCAUCAUAUGACCUGCAGGUACGGCUGAAUGGGUUAUAUGGACUGGUGUACAGCGGCGUAACUGUUUAUGCCACAUUGAUCAGAAACAAGUAUAACAAAUACAAUGAAUAUAUUGCUAGAAUGAUAGAUAAAGUAAUAGAAUAUAAGCAGGCAGAAUUAUAGAGUAAUGGCAUGCAAUGUAAUACUCGAACAUUAGGAUAUAUAGGACAAAAAGUGCAAAAACUAUUGUAUAUUUAGGCCAAACUCAACAGA